This is a messenger RNA of Astyanax mexicanus (Mexican tetra), 4626 nucleotides long. RefSeq names its product tubulin delta chain. The transcript is spliced from 11 exons. Bases 430 to 1656 code for a protein of 408 amino acids. Gene Ontology annotation, biological process: mitotic cell cycle; microtubule cytoskeleton organization. Gene Ontology annotation, cellular component: microtubule; cytoplasm. NCBI's taxonomy places the organism in Eukaryota, Metazoa, Chordata, Actinopteri, Characiformes, Acestrorhamphidae. The record is from RefSeq and is a predicted model, not a curated record. Gene Ontology annotation, molecular function: structural constituent of cytoskeleton; GTP binding.
AGCUUCACUGGCUGAAAGCUGCGGGUGCUGGAUUCUGCACGGGCGGUAGGUGCGGGUUAGUCCCGCAGGCAGGGCUGGGGAUUGGCAGCGCUGCUACUACUGAAGCCUCCUCUCUGCUCCAUGCUUGCUGUCCACGGCCAGCCCGGCUUAUCUUAUCUACACUAGAGUUACAAUGCACCGGUGUUCUGUCGAGUACUGCUACCCGUCGAUAUGUGCUUCUUGGCGGUACUGCGCAUGCGCUGCCCCCUUCUCUCCAAACGAACUGAAGCCAUGGCGCGGGCGAUAAGCUCAGUUUAUCAACACAGCUAAACCUGCCUGUUUCUAACAGAAUCGCCGAGAAACGGAGUUAACUAGUUAAAACUGCUGGACUUGUUGGAGUUUACGAGCUGUUUAUGUAGCUAGCUAACUAGCAAAAGAAGAACUUAGACCAUGUCCGCUGUAGUUCUUCAAGUUGGACAGUGUGGGAACCAGCUGGGCUUUGAGUGGUGGAGGCUCCUUACCAAAACAUCAAAACACCAUAAGAAGAGGUGUUCCUUCAGCUCCAGAAGUGGAAACCUAGCAGCCGUGUGUGUGGACACUGAGCCCAAAGUCCUCCGAGGAGCAUCUAAAUUCGUAAAAAAUAAUGAAUUUCGAGCCUCCAACAUCAUCGAGGGGAAGGGAGGACGUGGAGGGAACUGGGCUUACGGAUACCACGGAGGCCCGAGUGAAGGUGAGACAGGAGUUCUCCAGAGGACAAUGGAGGCAGUUCGACAGGAGGCGGAGAGACAGGAUUACUAUGGUGGAACAAUCCUUCUGCACAGCCUGAGUGGAGGCACAGGGUCAGGGCUUGGCUCCAGACUGUGUGAGCAAAUCCGUGAAGAGUUUCCCGUGGGUCACGUGCUAACGGUCUCGGUUGUUCCUCAUCAGAGUGGAGAGAGCCCCCUCCAGCACUACAACACCGCGCUGAGUCUGGCAUCGCUGCACAGGUCAGCAGAUGGAGUACUGCUGUUUCACAACGACCAUGCCUUGUCUCAAUGUGCUGGAAGCCCUGAGAGGUCCUCCACCCGACCGCAAGGUUCGCUUUCGGCUGUGAACACACGGCACGCCUCACACCUGGCUGGACUUCUCCUACCAGUGCAGAGCCUUGCUACACUCGGUUUGGGAAUGGAGCCUUGGGAGCUGAUCCGGUCUGUAUGUCCCGUUCCUUCAACCAAACUCCUGAGCUCCACCCAGGCCUCGUCACGUGAGAGGUCGCACUGGGACAGUCUGAUCAGUGGAGCGCUCCAGUAUCUACCUCAGAUUUCACCUGCUGGAAAACCUUAUUCUAGUCGAGCUGUGUUGGCGGUUGCCCGUGGCGACCACGAUAACUCUUUUGGCACUUCGAGCAUCAUUCAAAGACUCAGACACAGGUGUGUCAGGUGGAAUCCUUUUCCUGUAGACUCCUGGACUGAUCCGCUGAAUGAGCUCGGGGUCGCCGGAUCCUCUCGGCUGCUCACCUUGUGCUCCAAUCACAGCAGCGUUACAGAAUUAUUAGGACGGGUAGUUCAGCGGGCUGGAGACAUGCUGCACGCUCGGGCCUACCUGCACUGGUACCAGCGCUACGGAGUGGAGCCUGAGGAGAUCCAGCAGGCCUUAAACACGCUGUCAGACAUCGUACAAGAGUAUGACUCACAGUGAUGCUUCAGACUGUUACUGAACACUGAUAUUACAUCACCAGGAGCACUGGACACUGUUCAACACGUACAGAUGAACUCACCUACAGACAUGAUCUGAAAUAAUUUGCGACUUAGUCUUGUUACAUUAAAAGGACAGAAAAAGCAGUUGUUACUUGUGGGUUCACUAGUAAAAAGUUACUUUCUCCACAGUGAAUCACAAAUUCCCCAAUCAUAGUGUUACACGGUAUACUGAUACUAGAAAAGUGUCUCAAUACUUCAUUAUUAAAAACGGUACAAUUCCCCGUUUUUUCAAUAGAGUUACUUAACCCAAUUGGCACCAGGCUUUGCGUUCGACACUAAGAUUUCACCUUGUCAUCUUCGUAACUCAAGAAUGCCUCAACACAUCAGCGAAAACCAUAUACAGUGCCCUCCAUAAUUAUUGGCACCCCUGGUUAAGAUGUGUUCUUUAGCUUCUCAUAAAUUGAGUUUUGUUCAAAAUAAUAUAGGACCACGAUGGAAAGAAAGAGUAAAAUACAACCUUUAACUCAAGUGAAUUUAUUCAGUAGGAAAAAAAUCCCACAUUAAGAAAUAAUUAUUUAACAUCAAAUCAUGUGUGCCACAAUUAUUAGCACCCCUGAUGUUAAUACUUUGUACAACCCCCUUUUGCCAACAAAACAGCACCUAAUCUUCUCCUGUAAUGUUUCACAAGAUGGGAGAAUACAGAAAGAGGGAUCUUUGACCAUUCCUCUUUGCACAUUCUCUCUAAAUCAUCCAACGACCUGGGUCCUCUCCUCUGCACUCUCCUCUUCAGCUCACCCCACAGGUUUUCAAUGGGGUUGAGGUCUGGGGACUGAGAUGGCCAUGGGAGGAGCUUGAUUCUGUGUGCGGUGAACCAUUUCUGUGUAGAUUUGGCCACAUGUUUAGGGUCAUUAUCUUGCUGAAAGACCCAGUGACGACCCAUCUUCAGCUUUCGGGCAGAAGCCACCAGAUUUUGUUUUAAAAUGUCCUGGUAUUUUAGAGCAUUCAUGAUGCCAUGCACCCUAACAAGGUUCCCAGGGCCUUUAGAAGAGAAACAGGCCCACAGCAUCACUGAUCCCCCACCGUAUUUCACAGUGGGCAUGAGGUGCUUUUCUGCAUACUCAGCUCUUGUGUUACGCCAGACCCACAUAGAGCAUUUGUUGCCAAAAAGCUCUAUCUUUGUUUCAUCUGACCAAAGCACACGGUCCCAGUUGAAGUCAUAGUACCGCUUAGCAAACUCCAAACGUUUGCGUUUAUGAUUGUGAGUGAGAAAUGGUUUCUUCCGUGCAUGCCUCCCAAACAGCUUGUUGGCAGGUAGAUAGCGCCUGAUGGUUGUUUUGGAGACUUUGUGACCCCAAGAAGCUACCAUUUGUUGCAAUUCUGUAACAGUGAGCUUUGGAGAACUUUUUAUUUCUCUUAUCAUCCUCCUCACUGUGCGUGGUGGCAAAAUAAACUUGCGUCCUCGUCCAGGCUUGUUUACCACUGUUCCAGUUGUUUUAAACUUCUUAAUAAUUCCUCUGACAGUAGAUAUGGACAGGUGUAGGCGAGUAGCGAUUUUCUUGUAGCCAUUGCCUGACUUGUGAAGGUCAACACACAUCUGCCUCACUUGAAUGGUAUGUUCCUUUGUCUUUCCCAUGUUGAAGAUAAUUGGCCUCUGUGUCACGUCAUAUUUAUACCCCAGGGAAACAGGAAGUUGUGAAUUACUAAUUAAAUGUUCCUACAUACUCUGAUCAACUUCGUAAACUACUGUAGAAGUGACAGAAAUACUUUUAUUAAAUUUAUUUCCUAAGAAUUGUUAGGGGUGCCAAUAAUUGUGGAACAGGUGAUUUUAUGAAGAAUAAUUAUUUCUUAGUCAGGGAUUUUAUUUCCCCCUUAAAAUUUACUUGAGUUAAAGGUUGGACUUUACUUUUUUUCCCAUCGUGGUCCUAUAUUAUUUUGAACAAAACUCAAUUUAUGAGAAGCUAAAGAACACAUUUUAACCAGGGGUGCCAAUAAUUAUGGAGGGCACUGUAUAUGGCUAGAAAGAGCUGAAAAGAAAUCCUACAGUUUCUACAGUGAGGAUCUGUGAUUAAUCUAUUGUGGAAAACAAUAAGCGCUCAAUCAAAGUUUCUUUCAAAGCCCAGCUCAUGCAGCUUUGCCAUCAAGCUGCCGGCGCUCAGAGGGAGCAAAAUUGGCCCUGCUCCCUCUGGGUGGGUAGAUGGCGCUCUCUCCCCACAUCACUCCUAGGGUGAUGUCCGCAGCACAGGGCGUCUGUGAGCUGAUGUAUCAGAACCGAGUCACUGUGCUUUCCUCCGAGCGCAUUGGCUGCUCGGCAAUGCUGCAUCAGCAGCAGCUCGAAAAGAAGCGGUGGCUUCACAUGUAUCGGAGGAAGCAUGUGUUAGUCUUCACCCUCCUGGUGUGUUGUUGCAUCACUAGUGAUAGGGAGAGUCCUAAUGAGUGGGUUGGGUAAUUGACCUUGUAAAUUUAGAACAAUUUGAAAUAAAAUUAUAUAUAUAUAAAAAGUUUCCUUUAAAGUAACUUUCUGUGGCUCAUUUACUGCUUUAUUUCUUAGUUUCUGAACUAUAAUCCAGUCUCUGAGGCUCUGAGCUCUGUGUCAUCUCUGAGUUUCCCCAUGGCUGUGUUUUACACCAUCUCAGAACCUGAUAUCAACACAUGGGCUUGUAAACAAUGUUUUUGAAUCACAAACACCACUCAAAUCACAUGAUAAUUCACGAAAAAUCAAAAGAUAUCUUUUAAACAUCUUUUAAGUACCUUAUUUUACAGAUUUCUCUGCUUUCUAAUGAUUGUAAAUUAAAACACAGAACAAUGAUUCUUUUCUUGAAUUUUAAUUCCAAACGGGAGUGCGUGGGCUUACAGACAAAGUGAACCAACAAAGAAAUUCCAUAAAUGUACUAUGUUCUUACUUGAAGAAGAAACAUCGUCAAAAUGUUACUCGAUCCUGUUUUUUUAUAGUAAUAAAAUAAAUAUAUUUUUU